CUCCCGGAGGUCCAGGUCCGGGAGAUGACAGUAGCUCCCAGGAAGCCAAGGACUAAGUCGCUGAGGGAGUACCUAGGCCCAAAGGCCUCCCCAGGCGGUUCUACUCACCGUGUCAGAGGCCGAGGCCGAGAGAGAUGAGAGUGCAGGGAAGUGGGGAAGAGGGGGCGGCCGCCACCAGGCUCCUCCGCUUCCCUUGGUCCACAGCGGAUCCCUCCCGCUUGUCAGGAGGCGGCCAGCGGUGCAGGGAUAAUGCUGAAAGGAAUGACAAGGCUUAUCUCCAGCGUCCAUAAGUUGGACCCUGGACGUUUUUUGCACAUAGGGACCCAGGCACCCCAAUGCCUUGCUGCUCACCUGGAUAACCAGGUUGCAAUUGAGAGUCCCAGAGCUAUUUCCCGCACCAGUGAGAAUGAUCCGGCCAAGCAUGGGGAGCAGCAUGAGGGUCAGCACUACAACAUAUCCUUCCAAGAUCUGAAGACUGUAUUCUCCCAUGGCCUGCCUCCUCGCUUUGUAAUGCAGGUGAAGACAUUCAAUGAAGCUUGCCUGAUGGUAAGGAGACCAGCCCUAGAGCUUCUGCAUUACCUGAAAAACACCAAUUUUGCUCAUCCAGCUGUACGAUACGUUUUCUAUGGCGAGAAGGGAACAGGAAAAACCCUCAGUCUUUGCCAUAGUAUUCAUUUCUGUGCAAAACAGGAUUGGCUGAUACUGCAUAUUCCAGAUGCUCAUCUUUGGGUGAAAAACUGCCGGGAUCUUCUGCAGUCCACCUACAACAAACAGCGCUUUGAUCAACCUUUAGAGGCUUCAACCUGGCUGAAGAAUUUCAAAACUGCAAAUGAGCAUUUCUUGAGUCAGAUAAAAGUUCAAGAGAAGUAUGUCUGGAAUAAGCGAGAAAGCACUGAGAAAGGCAGUCCCCUGGGAGAAGUAGUUGAACAGGGCAUAACGCGGGUGAGGAAUGCCACAGAUGCAGUUGGGAUUGUGCUCAAAGAGCUAAAGAGGCAAAGUUCUUUGGGUAUUUUUCGCCUCCUGGUGGCAGUGGAUGGAGUCAAUGCUCUCUGGGGAAGGACCACACUGAAAAGAGAAGAUAAAAGCCCGAUUGCCCCAGAAGAACUAGCAUUUAUUUACAACCUGAGGAAAAUGGUGAAAAAUGAUUGGCAAGGAGGCGCCAUUGUGUUGACUGUGAGCCAGACUGGGUCUCUCUUUAAGCCCCGGAAAGCCUAUCUGCCCCAGGAGUUGCUGGGAAAGGAAGGAUUUGACGCCCUGGAUCCCUUUAUUCCCAUCCUGGUUUCCAACUAUAACCCAAAGGAAUUUGAAAGUUGUAUUCACUAUUAUUUGGAGAACAAUUGGCUUCAGCAUGAGAAAGCUCAUACAGAAGAAGGGAAAAAGGAGUUGCUGUUCCUAAGUAAUAGGAAUCCUGGGCAGCUGGAGCGGCUCUGUGCCUACCUCUAAGCCAUGGUCACAAGGUACGUGGAAGACAAUGGACCUUUCUUCUAAUGGACCCAAUCAGAUGGGGGAGUCCUGCAGUACACAAGAAGAGCAGCCAGGCACGUGCACUUAUGGGAUUGGACAGGACUGCAGUCAGCUCCCAGCCUUCGUUGCAGUGGGUUCCUUGUGAUGUGACUGUGGUGGCAAUAAGAUGUCCUGAAACUAACAUCAGUUUAUUAGUUGUGGUUUUCACAUUUUAAAUAAUCAUGUAGCUUUUCCUAAAAAAUUAAAUUAUCUUUCUUAAA
This is a messenger RNA of Globicephala melas (long-finned pilot whale), 1724 nucleotides long. RefSeq names its product death associated protein 3 (gene DAP3). Gene Ontology annotation, cellular component: mitochondrial ribosome; mitochondrial small ribosomal subunit. Lineage: Eukaryota; Metazoa; Chordata; Mammalia; Artiodactyla; Delphinidae. The record is from RefSeq and is a predicted model, not a curated record. Gene Ontology annotation, biological process: apoptotic process. Gene Ontology annotation, molecular function: structural constituent of ribosome.